Didymodactylos carnosus is the source of this 1229-nucleotide messenger RNA. NCBI's taxonomy places the organism in Eukaryota, Metazoa, Rotifera, Eurotatoria, Philodinida, Philodinidae. The record is from the annotation of a GenBank genome assembly.
AUGGCAAACAUUGGUAGAAUACUAUGGCUCUCUGAAGGAAAAAUUGUUGUAAAACGUGUACUCUAUAAAAUGUUUUGCUGUUUGACAUUAGCAAUGCGUUUAUUAAUCGUGUUUUUCAUCGUUGCUCUUCUUGUACUUGGUCUAUUAGUUGUUGAUUCUCAACAACAAGAACAACAUUAUCGUCAAAGACGUUUAGCAAGUGACAUUAAAAAGCAUGUAUUUGGCACUGGUAAUGUUAACCCGAAAACAUGUAAAAAAACUGGCGAACAUUGUCAUGGAAAAAAUCAUGUUUGUUGUUCGGGAAAAUGUAAAUAUCGAUUUUUAAGACACGAUAAAUGUCGGUAAUAAACACUGCUGUCGAUCAUUGAGUUUGACAAUUUGACGUCCUUUUUUACGCAUAGUUCAUAGCAUAUUGUUUCGUCUUUCAUAAUAAAUAAAUUAUCUCUUACAUUAGUUUUUUUAUCCAUGAAUAAUGCUGAUACAAUUCUAUUCAAUGACCGAGUAGUAGUAUUAGUGUUGAUUUAUCACAUCAUUCUCCUACCCACUGAGCUGUGGAACGUUAAAUCCCAUUUUUACAGAAAAAAUCAAAGUAUUCUGAAAUGCUUUCGGCGACAGUAGUAACAAAAUAAUAUCACGGCAAAAGAAAACGUGGUAUUCAUGUUUAAGAGAAUUAGAAAAACAAAGGAAGAUCUGUUUUACGUUUGUUCCAUAUAGGAAACUGUUUUUCAGUUUUUAACGAGCUCUUGUAUUUUCCAAAAAGCUCGUAUGUGUUUUCUAAAAACUCCAAGAAUUUAGUAAGAGCUUUUUAAAAGCGUAGUAUCUCGUUUUGAACUCCUCCAAAAUGUGAAAAACAGUUCUGUAUUUGAGACAAGCAAAGAAGUCAUUCUUUUUACAACACAUUAGUACUUAAAAUUUUCGCUUGACUUUCCAACUAAUUUUCAAGUUUAAAACAGUUUACUCUGAAUAAAGUGGCAGAAAAACAAAGAAGCUACGUAAAAGUCUUGCGAUAAAUGAACCUAGAUAGACAUUAUCAUUGGAGAAUGUCAAUUUAGUUAGAAUUAACUAUUAAAAAAAUUUUUUGAACCAACUUUUUACUGCAGAAUCCGAAAUCCAGUUCUAAACUUACGAGGAAUGAUCCCCAACUGAUAAAUCGCUUUUUCAACGAAACCGACUGGACUAUAGGUAGUCGACGAUGCUGAUUCCGAAUACCACCAUGAAUGCUGCCGCUA